Messenger RNA from Magnolia sinica, 4879 nucleotides. Its product is annotated as myosin-1-like. NCBI's taxonomy places the organism in Eukaryota, Viridiplantae, Streptophyta, Magnoliopsida, Magnoliales, Magnoliaceae. The coding region runs from base 866 to 4477 and encodes 1203 amino acids. Gene Ontology annotation, molecular function: ATP binding; microfilament motor activity; actin filament binding. Gene Ontology annotation, cellular component: cytoplasm; myosin complex; actin cytoskeleton. Gene Ontology annotation, biological process: actin filament organization; vesicle transport along actin filament. The transcript is spliced from 23 exons. The record is from RefSeq and is a predicted model, not a curated record.
UGCAUUUUUCUGCAAGCAGAAAAAGAAAAAAGAAAAAAUCAGAGCAAAAAAUGCUGUUUUCUCUGCCUGCUUUUGGAUUUUCAAAGACUUUCGAACGCCUUCCAUCUCUGAAAAUUUUAAGGGUUCCGGAAUCCGCUUUAGAAAUUGAGAUUUCCAGAAUCUCCAACCAUUUCCGUGAUUUUUCUAGAGUUUUAAGUCGUUUUGCACCUGAUGAUUUUCGAGAUUUUUUCAGAAAUUUCAAAUGGCUUGCUAGGGUUUGAGAAGUAGAGACCUUAAAAUCUGUUGGAGUUUGAUUAGAUUUCUUUUUACUGGAUUUUUGAGGUGUUCUUGAGGUUGUAGAAAUCGACUUGCCAAAGGAGAUUUUCGAAGAUUUUUUUUCGUGGUUCCGAGGGUUUCUAGGGUUUAAGGUCAAGUUCUCGAACUAAAUCAGUUGAAGAGAAUGAGGAUUUAGACAAUGAAGAAUUCUGCAGCUUGUGAUGAUUAAUUCAAGAUCGAAGAGUAGAAAUGUCAAUAGUUCUUCGAUCAACUCGAAGGUUAAAAAUGUUGGAAAAAGAAGCAUUCAGGUUAGGCAAAAGGUUGAAUUAUUGGAUUGUUUCUGUCAUUUGAACUCCAGAGGCUACAGAUUUUUCAGCCUUCUUUUUCUUCAAUGUCGAAGAAUAUUGGUAUUUUUCGAUUUUUAUUUAUUUAUCUUUGAAUUGGGCGUUGAUGAUUGAGGGAUAAAGAGAUGGACUCUACUCUAGCUUUAUCAAGCAAAGGUCCCCGCCAUUUAAUCGAAUAGAUAAGUGGAAGUGGGGACCUUGAAAAAGCUCAAUGGCCCAUUUGGAAAGAAAAGAAAGGGGCCAUUUUUUCUUUGCCUAUAUAUAUCAUGGCUUCUGCUGGAAUGCCUUCAGAACUGCAAAGCUCUUGGGAGAAAAUGCCUGAAGAGCCAACCAUGAACUCCCAAGUUCAGCCUUCGCUCCAGGCAACACGACCAUUUCCCGUUGAUUUCAAGUUUAUUGGAUUACCCAGUUCUCAUCCAGGGGAGAAGUCCGAAUCCAGCAAUGUAGACAAUGAUGAGAUGAUAGUUUCUUCUGAUCUUCAUGGGGAAGAUGAUUUAGAGGCUGUGGAUGUUAGCAAAAUAGAUCAGUUGAAUGAAGAUUCGCCCUAUAGUAGGACAACCAUCUCUCUUGAAGAGAGGCCUUCAGGAGAUGAUGGAGAUUUGGAUUCUGUCGCUUCCCCAUUGCCCUUAUUCUCGCCAUCACGUACUGAACGCAGGUGGAGUGACACUACCUCUUAUGGUGCGAAGAAGAAGCUUCAAGCUUGGUAUGAACUUCCAAAUCACAACUGGGUGUUGGGAAAGAUUCUUUCAACUUCAGGGGCAGAGUCUAUUAUUUCAAUUCUUGGAGGGAAAGUUUUGAAGGUGGAUUCUGAAAGUUUAUUACCUGCAAAUCCUGACAUCCUUGACGGUGUAGAUGAUCUGAUGCAGCUUAGUUAUUUAAACGAACCAUCAAUAUUGUACAAUCUUCAGUUCAGAUACUUUCAGGAUAUGAUCUAUACUAAAGCAGGUCCAGUGUUGGUUGCCAUCAACCCCUUUAAGGAAGUCCCUUUGUAUGGAAAUGAUUAUAUUGAAGGCUAUAGGUGUAAAUCAAUGGAGAGUCCACAUGUGUAUGCCAUAACAGAUACAGCCAUCCGUGAAAUGAUAAGGGAUGAAGUCAAUCAGUCUAUCAUUAUAAGUGGUGAAAGUGGGGCAGGAAAAACUGAAACAGCAAAAAUUGCAAUGCAAUAUUUGGCAGCACUUGGAGGGGGCAGUGGAAUAGAGUACGAAAUAUUGAAGACUAAUCCAAUAUUGGAAGCAUUUGGCAACGCAAAAACAUCAAAAAAUGACAACUCCAGUCGUUUUGGCAAGCUUAUUGAAAUUCAUUUCAGUGUAACGGGAAAAAUUUCUGGUGCAAAGAUCCAAACUUCUCUACUUGAGAAGUCAAGAGUGGUCCAAUGUGCUGAGGGCGAACGAUCAUAUCAUAUAUUUUAUCAGCUCUGUGCCGGCGCUUCUCCUGCUCUUAGAGAGAAAUUAUAUUUGAAGAGCGCGCAAGAGUACAAAUAUCUGAAACAGAGCAGUUGCUUUUCAAUUGACGGGGUUGAUGAUGCCAAAAUGUUUCAUAUUGUGAUGGAAGCUUUGGAUAUUGUCCAUGUCAGCAAAGACGAUCAGGAUUAUGCAUUUGCAAUGCUUGCUGCAGUUCUGUGGAUGGGUAACAUCUCCUUUACCGUGAUUGAUACUGAAAACCAUGUUGAAGUUGUGGUCGAUGAAGGUGUAAACAAUGUUGCUAAAUUGAUCGGAUGCAGCACUGGGGAGCUAAAGUUGGCUUUGUCAAGUCGUAAAAUGAAAGUUGGCAGUGAUAAUAUUGUCCAAAAGCUUACGCUAUCACAGGCCAUUGACACAAGAGAUGCAUUGGCCAAAUCACUCUAUGCUUGUUUGUUCGAGUGGCUGGUAGAACAGAUCAACAAGUCACUGGAAGUAGGAAAGCGUCGUACAGGCAGAUCCAUCAGUAUUCUUGAUAUUUAUGGGUUCGAAUCUUUUGAUAAGAAUAGUUUCGAACAGUUCUGCAUAAAUUAUGCGAAUGAGAGGCUGCAACAACACUUUAAUCGCCAUUUAUUCAAGUUGGAACAGGAGGAAUAUAUUCAAGAUGGCAUAGACUGGAGGAAAGUUAAUUUUGAAGACAACCAACAUUGCCUAAAUCUUUUUGAGAAAAAGCCAUUAGGGUUAUUGUCUUUGUUGGAUGAGGAAUCUACUUUCCCAAAUGGUACGGACAUGACAUUUGCCAACAAGCUUAAGCAGCACCUGAAUUCCAAUUCAUGCUUUAGAGGAGAAAGAGGCAGAGCAUUCAGCGUCUGUCAUUAUGCAGGGGAGGUUACGUAUGACACAAGUGGGUUUCUGGAGAAGAACAGAGAUCUCUUGCACUUGGAUUCGAUCCAACUUCUUUCUUCUUGCACAUGCCCCCUUCCUCGAAUAUUUGCAUCCAAUAUGCUAACUCAAUCUGAGAAGCCAGUGGGUCAUUUACAUGGUAGAUCCAGUGCGGUGGAUUCCCAAAAGCUAAGUGUUGUGACAAAGUUCAAGGGCCAACUAUUCCAAUUGAUGCAACAGUUGGAGAGCACAACGCCACACUUCAUACGUUGCAUUAAGCCAAACAACUUGCAGCUUCCUGGCAUCUAUGAGCAGGGACUUGUAUUGCAGCAGCUGAGAUGUUGUGGGGUCCUGGAGGUUGUUCGCAUAUCAAGGUCUGGGUAUCCUACUAGGAUGUCUCACCAAAAGUUUGCAAGAAGGUAUGGUUUUCUUCUAGUGAAUGCCGCAUCUCAAGAUCCACUCAGCGUCUCAGUUGCAAUUCUUCACCAGUUCAAUAUUCUUCCAGAUAUGUAUCAAGUUGGCUAUACAAAACUGUUUUUUCGAACUGGACAGAUUGGUGUGCUUGAAGAGACCAGAAACCGUACUCUCCAUGGCAUUUUAAGGAUACAGAGCUGUUUCAGAGGCCACAAGGCUCGCUGUUAUCUCAGGGAGCUUAGAAAAGGAAUUGCUACACUACAAUCAUUUGUUCGGGGUGAGAAAACCAGGCGGGAAUAUGCAAUCCAGAUACAGAAAUACAGAGCUGCCAUGGUUAUACAGAGGCUGAUGAAAUGCAGGAUCACCAGGAGAAGUUUUAUAAAUGUCCGUGAUGCAUCAAUAGUGAUACAAUCUGUUAUUCGUGGAUGGCUUGUCAGAAGAUACUCGGGAGAUUUGGGUUUACUCAAUGCUACCAUGAAGCUUCAAGGAGGGGAGGGAUCCGAGCCUGAUCAAAUUCUUGUGAAGCCGUCCGUGCUCCCAGAGUUACAGAGGAGAAUUCUAAAGGCUGAGGCGGCACUAAGAGCAAAAGAAGAAGAGAGCGGCACACUCUGCCAAAGACUCCAUCAGUAUGAGAGACGGUGGUCUGAGUACGAGCUGAAGAUGAAAUCCAUGGAAGAGGUGUGGCAGAAACAGAUGAGAUCCCUGCAGUCUAGCCUUGCCAUUGCCAAGAAAAGCCUUGCCGUCAAUGACGCAGAAAGGAAACCUGACACAUCAGUGCGCAGGGGUGACAGCAAGGACUUGACCUGGGACAUAAACAACAACUACAUCAGAAUCAAUAAUCCAGAACACAAUAGAACGAGGUCUCAAUCGCGGGACAUUGACAAGGAAAUAUGUGCAGAUCUGAGUGUCAUCAGCCACAUGGAGGAGGAGUUUGAGCAGCGGACUGAGGUUUUUGGAGAUGACGCCAAGUUCUUGGUGGAAGUGAAAUCGGGGCAGGCAGAGGCAGGCUUUAAUCCGGACCAAGAGCUGCGGAGGUUGAAGAAGAUGUUUGACACUUGGAAGAAGGAUUACAAUCUGCGUUUGCGUGAGACGAAGGUGAUUUUAAAGAAGCUGGGAAGUGAGGAAGGAAAUGCAGACAACGUAAGGAAGAAAUGGUGGGGAAGGAGGAAUAGCAGAAGGAUGUAACUAUCAGCCAUUAGCUAUGGUAACUCUCCUCUUUACUUCAGAUCUUAUAUAGGUUUGUAGUAUGAAAUGCGAAAAUUUAAUGGUUUUCGGAUCUAAAAACUGAUUUUGCAGUUUUCUGGUGCCGAGUGAGGAUUUAAAACCAAAUGGUUGGCAGUGUCAUGCAUCUCACUGGGUGGAUUGAGGCCAUUUGGAAGAGAGGUUUCACCCAAUUGCAGUUGGUGUAAUUCACCCAUCCAUUAUCACUAUUGCAGGAUGUUAGCACUUAAUCUAAAGCAGCAACUUUUUUCCAUUUCUAUAUAUCUAUAUUUCUAGAUGGCAUAUUGUGACCCUAAUGGGCAUAGGGAUUCCCAUCUAUGAUUGGUGGCCUCUUUUUUCAUUUAUCGAAUGAAAGAACAGAGAACU